AUGGAAGCUCCAGGACCGCCUCCGCCAUGCGGGGGCCUCGUCGGACCUGCCUCGCCUGCUCCUCCAUCCAUUGCCCCAACUCCUCUUCCCGUGAAGCACAUCUCUGCCGCCUCUGCGCGUUCUGGAUCUGCUGUCCUCCCGCAUUCUCAUUUCGUCGAUGGUGGAGGCAGCAAGAAGAAAAAGAAAAAGAAAGGAAACAAGAACAAUAUAAGCAAACCUAUGCAACAAGAAGAUGGAAGUCAUGUUCCAGAAUCGCAAGCAUAUGAAUCAAUUUCUAGUUUUACCCAAAUCCUUAUGGCUGACCAAAGGCAUGACUUAUAUUGGAUGAUACAGAUCUCCUGGAAAAAAACAUGGGGAUGGGACAGGCUGCUACCAUUCAGAUGCGUGUCGUGGUCUGACUAUAGCAAGUACCUCGAAGAUUAUUACCGUCGCAAUGCUGCUGGUCAGCUCGUCGUUCCUAGUGCUGCUGCAGUUGCUACGGGUAGCAGAAUAGCUGCUCUUGCUGAUAUUGUAAGUAACCCCCCUGCCCCUUUAUUAAACCACCCAAUCAUAUCCUCCUCCUACUUUUUUUACACGCUUAUAUAUCUUCUUGACGUCUUUGACGAUGACAUUCCUGAGGAGAUUAACCACAGCCGCAUAAUACGGAUCCGAACCUUGUAUGCUAUGAUUGACAUGCUGUUGAAGCCUUCUUUUGCUGCUGAUGGGAACAAGAUUGGUAAGGAAGAAUCUGCUAGUAUUGAUGGUCCUAGUGGUGAUGGGAAUGGCAUUGCUGCUGAUGAAGCAACAAAUAUUGCAAGAGGAUACAGAAGAGAGGGAGAGAAGAUGUCGUCGAAGAAGAACUACUAUAAGGAGAAGAUGAUGCGGCGGAAAGAGGAGAAAAAAGAAGAACCAGAGACACCCAGGUAUCGUGAUCGUGCUAAGGAGCGUCGUGAAGAUCAAAACCCAGAUUAUGAACCUACAGAACUUGGUUCAUUUCAUGCAGUGGCACCUCCUGGGACCGAUUUGAGGUUGGCAGAUGCCCACAAGAUUUCAAUUGAGAAAAGCAAAUAUCUCGGAGGUGAUCUGGAGCAUACACAUCUGGUGAAGGGCUUGGACUAUGCACUACUUCACAAAGUACGGAGUGAAAUUGAAAAGAAACCUGAUGCAGAGGAUGGGAAGGAUGCAAAGUCAAGGGCAACCAAAGAAGAUCAGGCAGUCUCCUUUCGCACUGCAACUGCAAAGUCUGUCUACCAAUGGAUCAUAAAGCCUCAAAGCAUAAUUAAAGAGAAUGAAUUGUUUCUUCCUGGUCGUAUGUCAUUUAUUUACAAUAUGGAGGAGGGAGUAACCAAUGAUAUUCCAACAACUCUUCAUAGGAGCAAAGCUGAUUGCCCGGUUCCAGAGGAGAUGGUGACAGUCAGCGUUGAUGGUUCUGUACUUGACAGGAUUGCUAAAAUUAUGACAUACCUUCGGCUUGGAUCAUCAGGGAAGGUCUUGAAGAAAAAGAAAAAGGAGAGAGACAUAAAAGGGAAGAGCAAUUUGGUAAGUGGUGACUAUGAUGAGCCAGUAAAACCUUCCCAAAUUAAUGGUUCUACUCUGAAACAUCAAUCAGAUAUGCCACCACCACCAGCUCCACCCCCUCGGAACAAUAAUUUCAAUGGAAAGGAGAAACAACCAGUCCCUGUUGCAAGAGCAGACGAUGAUGACAUUUUUGUUGGAGAUGGAGUUGACUAUUCAGUUCCUAACAAGGAAAUGAGUCAGAGCCCUAUUUCUGAUAUGGAUGAAUCCCCACGUAGCCAUCAGAAGCAGUCCAAUUUCACUGAACCCAUGUAUGGCCCAGUACCACCAUCUGAACCUGCUCAAGCUUGGCAACAGCCGAAUGGGUAUGAUGCUGUUCAAGCCCAGAUGGCAGCUGCUGGAUAUCAAGGUGACUGGUCAAGCUAUGUGUAUGCAGAGCAGCAGUUGGGUUAUCCAGAACAGUAUGUGCAGCAAAGCACCCAGGAAUACGACGUGUUAGCUGAUCCUAGUAUAUCCCAGGAUCCGAGGUUCAUGACUCAAGCAGACAAGGAUCGGGGUUUAGGUUCUGUUUUCAAACGUGAUGAUCAAAGGCUUAAUCAGCUGAGGGAAAAAGAUGCACGAGAGAGAGAUCCAAAUUUUAUCUCAGAUAGUUACUCAGAGUGUUAUCCUGGUUACCAGGAGUAUAAUAAUGAGAUUGCGGGAAGCGAUGAUGAAGAUGAUUUAUCAAAGAUGGAUAUGGGUGGACGGGCGAAGGGCCGCCUUCACAGGUGGGACUUUGAGACUGAAGAGGAGUGGGCAAAGUACAACGAUCAGAAAGAAGCCAUGCCAAAGGCUGCCUUCCAGUUUGGGGUGAAGAUGCAGGACGGCAGGAAGACCAGGAAGCAGAACAAGGACCAGAAGCUCACGAAUGACCUCCACAAGAUCAACAAGAUCCUGGCUAGGAAGAAGGGCGAGAGAGAUGGGGCGGAAGAUGGCGGUCACUAUGAUGAUGAUUUACCUAGCUCGAAGAAACAGCGUGGCUGA
Messenger RNA from Miscanthus lutarioriparius, 2517 nucleotides. Lineage: Eukaryota; Viridiplantae; Streptophyta; Magnoliopsida; Poales; Poaceae. The record is from the annotation of a GenBank genome assembly.